AUGAUAACGAGCCUGUCUCUUUGUCCACGUGCUCACUUUUUCACGGUUAUGGCCUGUUGUGUUGUGGCGUUUCAGCCACGCCUCGCCAACGAAGAUAGUUUCGCAGCAACGAACGUGUGCCUUCUUCCGAUGACUUCUGUGGCCACUUGCUGUGUAGAGUUGCCCACAACUGCAGAGCACGGGUUCCAUGAUAGCAAGCUCCGAUCUCGUAUGCUUGGUCAGGAGGAGGCUCGCAAGUCCUGGACGGCGUCGCUGGUCGCGCGAGGGGUUUGA
This is a messenger RNA of Purpureocillium lilacinum, 273 nucleotides long. The record is from RefSeq and is a predicted model, not a curated record. NCBI's taxonomy places the organism in Eukaryota, Fungi, Ascomycota, Sordariomycetes, Hypocreales, Ophiocordycipitaceae.